Messenger RNA from Malaya genurostris, 590 nucleotides. RefSeq names its product cysteine-rich PDZ-binding protein. The transcript is spliced from 2 exons. Gene Ontology annotation, molecular function: PDZ domain binding; microtubule binding. Lineage: Eukaryota; Metazoa; Arthropoda; Insecta; Diptera; Culicidae. Bases 164 to 466 code for a protein of 100 amino acids. The record is from RefSeq and is a predicted model, not a curated record. Gene Ontology annotation, biological process: cytoplasmic microtubule organization. Gene Ontology annotation, cellular component: dendrite.
CUACGAUUCUCUAUAGCCAAAAACAAGAAAAUACAACAACACAAACUUCGCUACUAACCAAAAAUAAAACGAAAAAAACUUUAGCAAAACUUUGUUCGAAACAGCAUUUAAUUUUGUUGCUGUUAUUUCAUUACAUCAAGUGCACAAAUAACAUUCAACAAAUAUGGUUUGUGAAAAAUGCGAAAAAAAAUUGGGCAAAGUCAUCACCCCCGAUCCAUGGAAAGCCGGUGCCCGUAAUACAACUGAAGGAGGCGGCAGAAAAAUCAACGAAAACAAAGCGUUAAGUAGUUCUAAACACCGAUACAAUCCCGUGGCCGGUAAUUUUGCUCCAUGUCGAAUAUGCAAGCAAAAGAUUCAUCAGGCCGGAUCUCACUACUGCCAGCAAUGUGCUUACAAAAAAGGAAUAUGUGCGAUGUGUGGCAAAAAGCUCCUAGAUGUAAAAAAUUAUCGUCAGUCAUCGGCAUAAUUAUCAAAACAUUCAAUUUUACUGCUAGAUUGUGUGUAAAUAGCUUUAAUUCUAUUUAUACUUUCAAUUACUUUAUACACUAUAGGAAAACUUUUGGUUUUAUGGCAUACUUUUUAAAGUAUAU